AUGUUCUCUCUCGACUUUAGCUUCUUCGGCUUCGCCGCCGUGAAGCGAUUUGUCGUCCGCCUCUUCGACGGCGCCCCCUCUGCACCCGUCUCCGACUCUUCGCCUCCAAUGGUCAAGACAUUCCUGCUGCCUACUCGCACCGUCCGCGAACCACCUAGCUCUACACAUAUCUCCGGAAGCUUCGGCUUUUUCGACGCCCUCUUAGCGUUCGUAGUCCUACUCAUCGGAUCGACACUCCUUCUCUCCUCUGUCGGUCCUCUCAAACUCCGCGGGGAAAGACCUUCAAAGUGGUACAACGAGACUAUCAUUCAUUUAACUCGCUACGUGUGCCUGGUUUUGGCACUCGCCUUGAUAGACGAUGCAUCGGCUCAAGUAUCUCGUUUGUAUCAAGUGUCGGCGGGGUUUGCACGACUGCUGCUUGGCUGGAUGGUCGCUCCAGCGUUCAACUAUGGGGUGGUUCUCGGUGUCACUAUCAAAGACCUGAGUGGCUCGAGUGGUGGCAACGAGGCCUUCCUUCUCAUCACUCUCUUCGUUCUGGUCGCUGCUGCCGUGAUUGCCGUCUGGUUCACAGUGUACCAUAUGCAGAAAUGGACAUCCGACCUCAAGUUGGCCGUCGCGUUGAUUCUGCUGGAGUUGGGGCUCUGCACUCGAGGCUCUUCAGCUACUACGGGUUACGCCCGGGCUUCCCAAAUGGUUCUCUCUAACCUGCGUUCUGGACAUGCGAAAACGGGAUUAUUCGGGAACCCUCCUACCAGGUAUAUCGAAGAGAGCGAGAGAGUGGGACUCGAGCUCGAGGACGCUCACAUCGACAUCGACGACGCUACGUCCCAGGGCGGAGACACUGGCCCCCACUAUGGCUUCCUCAUUGACCACAUUUCGCUCCCUUCCACGCCCUCUUUCACCGACUCUCCGUCGAUGGCAGCUGUCUCCUUGCACAUCUCCGCGUGUACCGUUUCUGACGAUGACGGGGACCGCUCCGAUGACGAGCCAGAUAUUCUUAGGGACUUAGCUAAGAUGAGGGCGGAGGACCCGAAGAAUGAAUUGCUUCGCCCUCCUCCGGUUCCCCGUGACCCUUGGGACCUCGACUACGACGAAGAAGCGUCUCUCGAAGAGGUGGAGGAGAUCGUUUCCACUCCCAAUCCUGCCAUUGUCAACCUGCAACCCACCAGUGAGUCUACCCAGGCCGUCUUGCCUCCCCCUGGGAGCUCUCUGGAUACGAUUGCCGAGAUUGAUCAAGACGAAGGCCUCACUGAAUGCGACAUGAGCGUCGAAAUUGAAGACUACUCGAAACGGCCUGCUCCCCCUCUCGUGUGCGCUCUAUUCCCUCACGGCGUUCUGAUCUCUGGGCGCGAAGCUCUCGUAUACGACACUUCCAGCGGCUGCGCUCGUCUGCCAACCCUCGGUCCGGACUACAAGCCCAUCGAGGGCAACGGUAGGCUCAACGCUCCUCCUCGCCACCUUUGGGAGAAGAUUGCAUGCGCAGCCGAAAAGGCGUUCCACCGCGACCCGCACAACUUCCGGAAGUGGAACUGGAGGGAGCACGCGGAAGAGCUCGAGGCCGAGGACGCCCUCCCAAGCCAUGGGUCCCUCCAAGCUCUCCAUGACGCCCUCAACUCGAAGAGGUGGGACCGUAUCUCUGGAGAGGAGUUCCAGGCGAGUUCCCAGCUUGGACAUUCCGACUCGCUCGACAGCUUGCUCCGCGCCGAGGAUGGUGUGGAGCUGUGA
This is a messenger RNA of Gloeophyllum trabeum ATCC 11539, 1725 nucleotides long. RefSeq lists its product as uncharacterized. The transcript is spliced from 3 exons. Lineage: Eukaryota; Fungi; Basidiomycota; Agaricomycetes; Gloeophyllales; Gloeophyllaceae. The record is from RefSeq and is a predicted model, not a curated record. The coding region runs from base 1 to 1725 and encodes 574 amino acids.